CCGGGGUCAAUAAAAUCUAGUCAAGUCUAAUUUUAAUUUAACUUCUGUUAAAUCAUCGUGUCCAAACAAAUCGAACUCGGAUCAUCCGGUGCAUCAAUUUGCAAUAGGGGGUCUCCCUUUUAUCUGACAAGUUAAAAAAAAAAUAAAAAAUCAGUGCACCCUUUGGAUUUCUUCUUUGUAGCUUAUCUGUUCUAGUCGACUAAAUUUUUUGUAAAAAAGCUUUGCUUAACCGCCAACAAUGGCGGCAACCAUCACCAACUUUCAUCCAUUCUCUCUCUUCUCUGAAACUGAUCUUUGUUUCCCUUUCAAUCCCACUAAACUCAACUUCACAAGAACCUCAUUCAUUACUUCCCCACUUUCAUAUCCUGCAAUUAUCAACCAUGCUCAUAAUCAGAAUAACCCUCCUUUUUCUUCUUCUUCUAAACCCAAGAUUAAAAAGACAGGUGUUCUUGAUUCUCCAAUGAAAACCCAGAAGCUGAAUUUGGAGGUUUCACCCCAUAGAGCUGUGGCUGCUGUGAGGUUGAUGCGGAUUGAGUUUGGUGGUGCUUUCGCUGAUCUUCUAAAUGAGAGAGGCAAGGGUUCAGGAAACAACGAGAUGGAAUACGUUGAAAGGACUCUUGGAUUUCGCACCAGAGACCUUGAAGAAAGAGAUCUCAGAUUGGUUACUGACAUUGUUGGCGGUGCAAUUCGCUGGAGAAAAUAUCUGGACUAUCUGAUUCUUUCGUUGUGUCAUGAUGAAGGCUCUUUUAGGAGCAUGGAACCUCUGCUGCUACAGAUCCUUAGGAUUGGAUUUUAUGAGAUUCUUAAACGGGAGAUGCCUCCAUAUGCUGUUGUUGACGAGAAUGUGAAUCUUGCCAAGUUUGCACUUAGACCAGGCGCAGGAAACAUGGUGAAUGGGAUCCUCCGAAAACUAGUUUCUCUUAAGGAUAAAGAUUCCCUUCCUGUACCUAAAUUGGAUGGUAAUGACCGUGCACAAGCACGUGCCCUUGCUACUACUCAUUCCCAUCCAGUGUGGAUGGUAAGACGGUGGACCAAGUACCUUGGACAAGAAGCAGCUAUCAAAUUAAUGAUAUGGAAUAACACUGAUCCAAGUUUCAGCUUGCGGGCCAAUAUUGCAAAAGGAUUAACUCGAGAAGACCUUGUUAUGAAGCUUAAUGUGCUGAAGGUACCACAUGAACCUUCCUUGCACUUGGAUGAUUUUGUGCGCAUCAGAAGAGGGAUGCAGAGUGUGAUACAAAAUGGAUUCCUAAAAGAAGGUUUAUGCUCAGUUCAGGAUGAGAGUGCAGGUCUAGCUGUUUCUGUUCUGGAUCCACAGCCUGAUGAUUGCAUUAUUGAUUGUUGUGCUGCUCCUGGGGGGAAGACACUCUUCAUGGCAUCUCGCUUGAAUGGCCGAGGUAUGAUAUCAGCAGUUGACAUAAAUAAAGGUCGUCUACGAAUUCUUGAAGAAACAGCCAAGUUGCAGUCAGUUGAUAGUGUGAUCAAUUGCAUCCAUGCUGAUCUUCGCUCCUUUGCAGACAGCAACAAAUUGAAGUUUGAUAAAGUUCUGCUAGAUGCUCCAUGUUCUGGCCUUGGUGUACUAUCUAAAAGGCCAGAUUUGCGUUGGAAUAGAAAGCUGGAGGAUAUGGAAGAGCUAAAGUCGUUGCAGGAUGAGCUGUUGGAUGCUGCCUGCAAGCUAGUCAAACCAGGCGGUGUGCUUGUGUACAGUACCUGCUCCAUUGAUCCUGAAGAAAAUGAAGACAGGGUAUCUGCAUUUCUUAUUAGACAUCCGGAAUUCCAAAUAGACCCUGUUCACAGAUAUGUUCCAUCUGACUUUUCAACUGAACAAGGAUUCUUUCGCUCGUGUCCAGUGAAGCAUUCAAUGGAUGGUGCAUUUGCUGCACGUCUAAUUCAAUCACAGUAAGCAUGGGAGAAGCCAUCUGAUGUGGCAGCUCCAGAGACUGACUUAUGAAAAAAAUUAAGGAAAACCAGCUGAUGAGGAUGAUGUCAAAUACUUGUCCCAGAACGAGUUAAACAAGCUGCACAUCCUGGUAGGCCUGAAGAUUUAGCAGGCUGUUAUUGGUCCUGAUUUGAAGGUCAGGCCACAGAGAGGAAUAUUGAACAUCUACUGUACCCUUUUCAUAUAUGGGUGUCUCGUGUCAACAAUCCAAGACCUUGCUGAACAACCACCGAUGGGGAAAAUAGGUGCUAAUUUGGUAGCAUGAAAUUGCACACGAUUGGGAGAGAGAGACAAAUAGAGGGGAGGGGGUGGGGGGUGUACUGUUAGUUAGAUUGGGCUCCCAUUUAGCUGCACCACUGAUUAUGGUAUAUAUAACACCUGAUUUGUCAAACUCAUUGUGUAUACAACACGAAUGGUUGAUUAUGCAUUAGAAAACGCUCAACAUUCAUUCAUGUA
Messenger RNA from Chenopodium quinoa (quinoa), 2392 nucleotides. RefSeq names its product probable ribosomal RNA small subunit methyltransferase B. Gene Ontology annotation, molecular function: RNA binding; rRNA methyltransferase activity. The record is from RefSeq and is a predicted model, not a curated record. Bases 239 to 1900 code for a protein of 553 amino acids. Gene Ontology annotation, biological process: RNA methylation; rRNA processing; regulation of DNA-templated transcription. NCBI's taxonomy places the organism in Eukaryota, Viridiplantae, Streptophyta, Magnoliopsida, Caryophyllales, Amaranthaceae. The transcript is spliced from 18 exons.